Eremothecium sinecaudum is the source of this 816-nucleotide messenger RNA. RefSeq names its product cardiolipin synthase (gene CRD1). Bases 1 to 816 code for a protein of 271 amino acids. NCBI's taxonomy places the organism in Eukaryota, Fungi, Ascomycota, Saccharomycetes, Saccharomycetales, Saccharomycetaceae. The record is from RefSeq and is a predicted model, not a curated record. Gene Ontology annotation, biological process: cardiolipin biosynthetic process. Gene Ontology annotation, cellular component: membrane; mitochondrion. The transcript has a single exon. Gene Ontology annotation, molecular function: cardiolipin synthase activity.
AUGUUCAAUUCGCUAUUAUUGCCUAGGCUAGCGUUCCAAGCACGAUCAACUACAUUCUUAUCAGUUUCCAACAUUUGCCUAAGAAGUGGCAUUUCCACACGCAAGUAUUCCACUCUGAAGCCGAAUGAUUUAAAUCCUAAGAAACCAAAAUUCACCGCAUCGGCAUGGACUAUUCCUAAUGCAUUGACCAUCUCAAGAAUAGCAACAGCACCACUUGUGGGUUACUGUAUCAUCACAAAUAGCAUAGUACCAGCGUUUUGCUUAUUCACCUAUUCAUGUGUGACGGACUUCUUGGAUGGAUAUAUCGCCAGGAAAUAUAAUAUCCGAUCAAUGGCCGGUACUAUUUUGGAUCCAAUUGCCGAUAAGUUCUUAAUGAUUGUUAGUACUGUAGCGUUGACAUUUCCACCGGGUCCACAAUUAAUUCCAUUAUGGAUUGCAUCACUCAUAUUGGGAAGAGAUAUUUUAUUAGGACUAAGUGCAAUAUAUUUUCGCUAUGCGUCGAUGAUAUAUGCUUACUCAAAAGUUUCAUGGGGAUCAUUUUGGAACAUCAUUAGCUAUCCUAGUGCAGAAGUUAGACCAACUAUGAUUUCAAAAGUGAACACGCUGUUACAGAUGGUGUAUUUGGGAUGGGCAGUUGUUCUCCUAAUGAUAGGAACUGAAGAUAAAGAUAAAGAUACAAAGGAACCACCUGCUAAUGGUUGGUUAUAUAAAGGCUUUACCUAUCUUGGCUACUUGGUAGGUACUACUACCGUGCUAAGUGGAGCUUCUUAUGUGUUUAAUAAGAAUACUGUGAAAUAUUUCAAAAGGAACCAGUGA